GAAAGCAAUACGGUGUAACAUCUCGAUCUUAAAAUAAUUAACAAAAUUCUAUUUUAUCGCAAAGUUCUAUUCCGAUAUUUCAACAAUAAAUUUUUUUGCUGAAACGUCUAAGAUUAAACAAAUUUCUAUGCUACUUGAACUAAGGAAUAGUAUGAGAUAAAACUGUUGAAGAUCUAAAGGAGAAAAAGAAGAAAGUAAUAUUUAUUGCGAAAACAGUGAAAACGAAUUGUGCAAGUAAACAGGUAGAAUUUAAACAGAGGAAGAGGAAGAAAAUGAGUGGGAGGGGGCGGAAGGUUGUACGCAAAGAGACUGGCAGCACCGGCGCUUCAAGAAACAUAGCCCCGCGCCUCUGCUCACGGUCCUGUAACGCUCGUGCCAGUUUUCUUUCGCAAGGGCUCCAGAGAAGAAGCAGAAAGAGGAUUGCGCAGGAGGUCGAAACGAAAGAAUUUUGUACCCGAUUUCGGGGUUCGGACCGCAUUUUGUGCGGAACACGGAAAACUGUUGCGCGACGUGAUAGUAGAAAUUCAAUGGCCGAAAAGUCAGGAAAGACAGCGUGGUUUGGAGACGCGCAUCGGAAAGUAGGUUCGAUUUGGCGGACAUAAGAAGAAAGAAGGAGGUAGGAGAGAGGUAUAUAGAGGAAAGAAGAAGAAAAAGAAAAAGAGAGGUGCGUGAGAGGACGCGUCGUCGUGUGUCGUCGUGCGGUGAGAGGUGAGGCGACGGCGGCGUGGUGAAAGCUCGAACUAGAGAAAAAUUCGGCGGUAACCGGUAGCAAAGUAAAGCUACCAAGGUGUUCCGAAGUGCAGCAGCAGCGGCCCAGGAUGCUGCCCGACGGAGCAAGAAGAUGGCCGUGAUCGGCGAGCAGAGGUGCGAGGCGAUACGUUCAGCGACGGCAGCUACGUCGCCGUCCUCCUCGUCCUCGUCGUCCUCGACUGUAUCUUCCCGUCAUCGCCGACAGAGGAAAAAGCUACACUCUGUACAGUUAGCUAUGUCCUCUUCACGAGGUAGCGGCCCGGAAUCGGGAGAACUGAGCGAUUCUGAGGACGGUUAUUUGGAUACAGAUCCGUUGAGGUAUGAGUUGAGAAAUAUACAAAAUGUGAUACACGUCACUCGACAAAAUAUUGACGCUCUAAACAAUCGAUUUGCUGGAUUCCAACAUCCACCAUCGAUAUAUUUAAAUGAAUAUCAAGAGUUAACUAGCAAGUUGCAUGAUUUAGAAUCUAAGGAACAGAAGCUCAAUGAAUUGUUGAACGCUGGUCGAGUAUCUGGUAGUGCUUCCACGUCAGAGAGUGAAUCUCGUGAUGCUAAUACAUCUGCUUCAAGAGGUCAAAGAACUCCAAUGAAAUCUCUGCUCAGGGCAUAUUUACCUAAUCAACAGCGUACAAGUGUACAGGUUCGCGAAGGACUGUCGUUAAGAGAUGCACUUGCCAAAGCAAUGAAAUUAAGGAAUUUGACUACGGAAAUGUGCGUCGUAUAUAUUUUGGGUGCAGACAACUCGAAAUAUCUUACUUCUUGGGAUACAGACAUCUCGUUGCUCGACUGCGACGAAAUAUCCGUGGAAAUUUUGGAUAAGUUUCCAAUAACUACUUCCAUUUCUCAUAACUUUGUGCGCAAGACUUUCUUCUCACUAGCAUUUUGUGAAUGUUGUAGAAAACUCCUUUUUCAAGGCUUUUACUGUAGAACAUGCAAUUAUCGAUUUCAUCAGAGAUGUGCUGGUGGUGUACCUGCUUUGUGCCACCAAGUACGUAUGCAAGAUGCUUAUUACCAAGCGUUACUGGCACAUAACCUUGAAAGUACCGCUGGGAUAUUGCAACUUCCUUCAGGAUAUGGAUUAAGUAGAAGCAUGUCCCCGUCUCUGGCUCCAUCGAGAAGCCAGAGGCAUCCCCGUUCUUUGGGACAACAAGAUCGUUCCAGCUCUGCGCCUAAUGUUUGUUUUAAUAUGGUGAAACCAAGCGGAGAAUCUGUUAACUUAGAUGAAUACAGUAGAUCUCAGAGUUUAGGUCGUCCCAUUGGUAUCAUGCAAAGUGCAGUAUCGCCAGGUAGUAGCCCGACGAAACAUAGUCAGUCAACACAGGCUAGUCCUACUAGUACUUUAAGGCCGAAGAGACCAAGAGCGAGAUCAGCCGACGAAUCGUCUAAAAAUCUUUUAGCACCUAGAGAAUCUAUAGAGGAUUGGGAAAUUCCAGCAGAUGAAAUCUUAAUCGGAGCUCGCAUUGGAUCAGGUUCUUUUGGAACGGUAUACAAAGCUCAUUGGCACGGUCCUGUAGCUGUAAAGACGCUUAAUGUCAAAAUACCUACUGCUGCUCAGUUACAAGCAUUUAAGAAUGAAGUUGCAGUUUUACGUAAGACACGGCAUGUAAAUAUUCUUUUGUUCAUGGGAUGCGUUAGCAAACCACAACUGGCUAUUGUUACCCAAUGGUGCGAAGGUUCUUCUCUGUAUAAACAUUUACACGUAUUCGAGACAAAGUUUGAUUUAUUCACACUGAUAGAAAUUGGAAGACAAACUGCACAGGGCAUGGAUUAUCUACAUGCAAAAAAUAUCAUUCACAGAGAUUUAAAGAGUAACAAUAUAUUUCUGCACGACGAUCUUACUGUAAAAAUUGGAGAUUUUGGCUUGGCUACGGCAAAAACUAGAUGGUCCGGUUCUCAACAAUUCCAUCAACCAACCGGAUCUAUCCUCUGGAUGGCACCAGAAGUCAUAAGAAUGCAAGAAGAAAAUCCGUACAGUUUUCAGUCUGACGUUUACGCAUUUGGCGUUGUUUUAUUUGAAUUACUAUCCGGUCAAUUACCAUAUUCGCAUGUUAAUAACAAGGAUCAGAUAUUAUUUAUGGUUGGACGUGGAAAUUUACGUCCGGAUUUAAAUAAAUUGCGUUCAGAUACUCCCAAGGCACUGAAGAGACUGACAGAAGAUUGCAUCAAAUUUUCUAGGGAGGAUAGACCAAUAUUUCGUCAAAUUUUAGCUAAUUUAGAAGGUCUUUCACGAGGAUUACCUAAAAUAACGAGAUCAGCAUCUGAACCAAACUUAAAUAGGACGCAGCUACAAUCAGAUGAUUUUGUAUACACUUGUGCUUCGCCAAAAACUCCAGUGAAUUUUCAGUUCGGAGCAUUUUCCUUUUAUCCUUCCGGUGGGAACAUAUAAAAGUAUUACCCGAAGUAACGAGUCUGAUGCAAUUUGCAUAAAAUUAAAAAUAUUAAAAAAAAAAAAAUGGAAACGAAAUCGUAAUAAACUUAGCUAUGAACAAUCUAUGCGAUUCUUUAUAACUACACUUUGACUGUGUUGCAACUGUUCGCUCGAUGUAGAAUGUGAUUAUACAAUACUUAAUGCAACUAAUAUAAAAGGAAAAAAAAAUAUAAGGACACAAAAAUUCAUCUUAUUAAUUGACGUAUCCGAUGUAUUUCAUGGCAAGAACGCAUAUGUAGCUUUUACCUUUACAUACUUACCAAGUAUCUAUGAAAAAAGGACAUUUAUUUAACGAGUUAUUGUUCGCGUGCAUAAACGCGUAUUCGUAAACAAGUGUAUACACGUACGAACGAGCGUACGUGUACGCGUGUUGGUGUAGAGGUCUGUACUUUCGUGGAAUCCUUAUGAAGGAUGUAAAAAUUAAGUAAGUAAUAGAAGUAACGGCAUUUAAAUCUACGUGGGCCGUCAUUUGUCUGUGAAGUAUUUUUGCAAACGCCGAAGUGAUUUUUGUACCUACUUCCUUCAUGUAUUGUCUUCAACAUGCUCACAUAAGAAUUGUUCCUUUUCAUAUAACUUAUAAUUUAUAGUUUAAUGUUAGUAUGUACAUAAGUUUCGUUGAAAUUAUCGAAAAUUUGCGUAUAUUGUUUUUUAAAAAGAGCGAAAUGUAGACACUCUAAAUACAGAUUAACUAGAUAUCCUGUAGUAAUAGAUAUUUUACAACGAUUACCUCUUUUUUUGUAGUAAUUGUUUUCUAUAAUGAUAAUCAUAUUUGACUGAUUUUUUGUACGCAGUAAAUUUUUUUUCUACGAAAAAAAUUCUUUUGGUCCAACGAUACCAAAAGGUUGUACUGUAUUAAAAAAAAAAAAAAAAAAAAGAAUAUGAAAAAGAUGACAAAUCAAAUUGAAAGUCAAAUAAAAAGUGAUAUGUAUACUUGGCCUUUACUUUAAGACUUCAUCGAUAUUAUAGACUAUAAUAAAUCAUUCUCGCGAGUCAUUUGUUUUGGCUUGAUUUGGAGCAUCGUUACGAAUCAAGGCCUAAAGGAUCAUUUACAUUCAUCGACGGUAAAAAGAGGAAGUAAUAUCGUGUUGCGACAUAGAUUGAACAAGUUAUCGACUAACUUCCAUUUCUUUUUCCUAACUUUGUAGUCGACUGUUGUUCCUUGCAUUUUAAUAUUUAUUCAUUUUUACUAUUACUCUUUUUCUUUUGUAAGUUUUUUUUUUCACUGUAUUUGAGGCUUAUAAUGCAGGAAGGGGCGCGAACUUCACUUCGAAGUGAUGAAUUCGUAAAGUAUUUGUUACAUAGCAUUAAAGACUUUCAGUUUUACGAGGUAAUCGAAACUUUUGUUACGACCAAACGUGUUUCAGAUAACGGCCCGAUCAACAGUAAAUAAUCAUAUAGGGGAAACGUAUGCGGAUUGCGAGUAUAAAGAGGUAUAGAGCGAAAAAGAAAAUAAUAGAGUGAACUUUUCGACUUGUGUAUCGUAUAAUUUUAGGGGAGUAGUGAAAAAGAGAAAUUAGUGAAACUUUAUUCGAUGGGCGUCUGAAGCACGCUUACGCGAUCGAUGAUAAACCAUACCGACUACGUAACAUUUUGCAUCAUUGAUUCGCGGGCGUAUCCUAAAAUUUAACAUCGAUGCGACACUCGUCAAACCGUGACAUGUUUCCAAAACAUAUAAAAGGCCUAAGAGGAAAUCUUCGAAAUUUCACUAGUUAAAACGAGUGAUAUCUUGUUUCUAAAGCACGUGGUAUCCCGAUUUACUAUUUAUUUAUUUAUGUAUAAUCCAAGUGUGAUGAAAUGCAAUUAAAAAGCAACAAAAAAAAAGAAAAA
Molecule: messenger RNA, 5005 nt
Organism: Bombus pascuorum
Lineage: Eukaryota; Metazoa; Arthropoda; Insecta; Hymenoptera; Apidae
Gene: Raf
Product: raf homolog serine/threonine-protein kinase Raf
Exons: 2
Coding region: 842-3136 (764 amino acids)
Biological process (GO): signal transduction; protein phosphorylation
Molecular function (GO): protein kinase activity; ATP binding
Source: RefSeq, a predicted model, not a curated record